Penicillium pulvis is the source of this 1470-nucleotide messenger RNA. Its product is annotated as WD repeat WDR12/YTM1 family ribosome biogenesis protein. The transcript has 2 exons. Gene Ontology annotation, biological process: ribosome biogenesis. Gene Ontology annotation, cellular component: preribosome, large subunit precursor. The coding region runs from base 1 to 1470 and encodes 489 amino acids. The record is from RefSeq and is a predicted model, not a curated record. Lineage: Eukaryota; Fungi; Ascomycota; Eurotiomycetes; Eurotiales; Aspergillaceae. Gene Ontology annotation, molecular function: protein binding.
AUGAGUGACGAACAAACCUCAUCUGCCGUUGAGGCCACGCAGAGACAGGUCCGUGUGCAGCUUAUGAGCAAGCAGGAGGAUAUUGCUCUGCCUGAGAACACUGGUCCCAUUCUCGUUCCCACCGGCCUGCGUCGUUAUGCGCUUUCCACAUUGGUGAACAACCUUCUGUCGAGCGAGAAGCCCAUCCCGUUCGAGUUUUUGAUCAACGGCACAUUCCUACGCACCUCUAUUGAUGAGUACCUGACUGCCAAUGGCAUCUCCUCCGAGACCACCCUCGAGAUUGAAUAUGUUCGAGCUUUGAUUCCCCCACUUCACAUUGCGUCUUUUGAGCAUGACGACUGGGUUAGCGCUACCGACGUGCUCUCCGAGGCCUCACCUGCUGCAUCCUGGGCCUCGGGCGCCAAGUUCUCCAAGGGCCAGGAAAGAAUUCUGUCUGGAAGCUACGACGGUUUGCUCCGGAUAUGGAACAUGUCAUCUGAGAUUGUCGCGACCUCAAUCGGCCCCAGCGAUGGAGGACACACUUCAUCCAUCAAGGCCGCCAAAUUUGUGUCGCCAAACCAGAUUGCUUCGGCCGGUCUCGACCGUACUGUUAGACUGUGGAAGUACACCGAAGAUGCCAGUGAUUUCACUGGCAAGAUCACUCCUCAGUUGGAGCUUUAUGGACACAAGUCUGGCAUUGAGUCAUUGGCUGUCCACGCUUCGUCCAACCGUCUUUUGACCGGUUCCUCCGAUAACAAUGUUGGUUUCUGGUCUACAAAGAAGGCCGACGCCCCUGCCGCUCCCGAAAACCUGCUUCCAUCCAGCAGUGCCCGUAAUGUCAAGCGUCGCAAGCUUAAUGCGACUGUCUCGGUCAGCACACCGCAGCGCGGACCUCUGGCUCUUAUGUCAGGACACACAGGAACCGUUUCUGCCGCUAUCUUCGACGCAAAGGAUUCUACCGUUGGAUACUCCGCUUCUUGGGACCACUCCCUCCGCACCUGGGAUUUGGUCACUGCUGCUUUGGUCGACACCCGCACCACCUCUCACUCGCUUCUUUCCCUCGAGCACCUCCCCGAGCACAACUUGCUCGCUGCUGGAACCGCCGCUCGCCACAUCACCCUGAUUGAUCCUCGUGCUUCUGCUACCACUGUCGCGGCGAUGACUCUUCGCGGCCACACUAAUGCAGUUGUGAGCUUGGCUCGCGACCCGCACAGCGCAUACGGUCUUAUUAGUGGAAGCCACGACGGCACAUGUCGCAUCUGGGAUAUUCGGUCGACCAAGACCGAUAAAGAUGGUGUUGUGGGUGAGAGCGUUUACUCGAUCACUCGCAAGAGCCUCGAGGAGGAGGGCAAGGCGGAGAGCAAGCGUGUCGGUGGUGAGGGUGUCAAGGUGUUCAGUGUCUGCUGGGACCCUACGGUAGGCAUCGUCAGCGCGGGUGAGGAUAAGCGUAUCCAGAUCAACCGCGGCGAGGGUGUUCUGUCCUCCCAGUAG